Molecule: messenger RNA, 1949 nt
Organism: Leguminivora glycinivorella
Lineage: Eukaryota; Metazoa; Arthropoda; Insecta; Lepidoptera; Tortricidae
Gene: Actbeta
Exons: 6
Coding region: 1-1161 (386 amino acids)
Biological process (GO): SMAD protein signal transduction
Cellular component (GO): extracellular region
Molecular function (GO): cytokine activity; growth factor activity
Source: RefSeq, a predicted model, not a curated record
AUGUCUAAUGAGUUAAUCGCGAGGCAAGCCGUGAUUUUGGAGGAGAUUAAACGGAUACAGGGGAAUUUCAAGAAGGACUCCGCGAAAGAGCAUGACAAAAGCCAUCAAUAUUUUACUGAGAAUAUCUUCAACGUAAUUUCGACGUGGUACGAGGGAACUCAGAAGGCCCUGCAGGCUAGCAACGUGCCCGCAACGUUGACUACGGAGACGGGAGUUGGUGACGUGAAGAAGACCGGCGUCGAAGAGGGGGUGUCAGCCGCGGACAAGGAUAGUCAAGAGGGGACGGCGGCAGACAUUAUUUUUGACACUAAGAAGUUUCUCGGAGAUGACACGAAGUUGAUGGAACAUAAGCAGCUUCAAAAUGCAAAUUUCAGAGCUCUAAAAAGAUACGUGGAAACUGAACAGUUCCCACUGAGCAGUUCAGUCUUCGAGCAAGGUUUCGAAGGUGACUUCUUUGCAGGUGACAUCCUAAACGGCCAGCGGCUGAUCGAGUUCCGGCUGGGCCAGGAGGAGCGAGACGGCGACAGUCUCUCCGUCGCAUCAGCCGAGCUGCUCGUGCUGGCGGAGGCCGGUCAGCGGGCCCAGUACACGCUGUGGGCGUUCACCGUGAGCGGGAACGGCAGCGUGGGCGAGCUGGCGGGCGUGGCGAGGCUCAAGGGCGGCUGGCAGCGGCUGGACGUCACGGCAGCCGCGAGGCGCUGGGCAGCUAAAGGCGCGCACCAGCCGCUCAGGCUACUGCUUGACUGCACUGGUGGCUGCACAGGGCGCGUGCGGCUGCGGCUUGGCGGCGGGCAGGCGGCGCGGCCGCUUCUCCGCUUGCGCCUAUCGCCGCCGCCGCCGCGCCGUCGCCGCGCGCUCGACUGCGACGCUAACUCGCACGGCCGGUGCUGCCGGCAGACAUACUACGUCAGCUUUCGAGCGCUUGGCUGGGACGACUGGAUCGUCGCGCCGGAGGGCUAUUACGCGAACUAUUGCCGUGGCGCUUGCGCUCCCUUCCUUAACUACCACUCGCAGGUGGUGGAAGCAGCGCGACUAGAGCGCGCGGCGUGCUGCGCGCCGGUGCGCUUCUCCGCGCUCUCGCUCAUCUACUUCGGCGCAGACUCCAACAUCGUCAAGCGCGACCUUCCCGAGAUGGUCGUGGAGGAGUGCGACUGCCCGUAGCCACCAACACUAUGGUGUAACUGUGUGUGUUGGCGUGUGUACAUAGUAGCGUCGCCACCGCCCGCUCCGCACCCGCGUCCGCGCCCGCGUCCGCUCGCGCUUCUGCCGCUCUCGAUCAGUACCCGACUCGAUUAUAAAUAAUAUUCUCGACAUGUGUAAUAUUUUGUUCCUCGCGUUCGAAAGACUAUAUCCUAAACAAAUAAAUUAAUGGACGUCUACUCGAAUCGCUGGUUACAUCGCGGGUGAUGUAUUUAGGAAAUCUAUAAUAAUAUAAUCUCUUUUGAAAAGCAAAUGAUCUAACUACCUAUAAUAAUUAUAGAAGAUUAAGUAUUUGCUUUAUCAAGCGAUAUAUAGCCGUUCAAACAAUUUUGUCACAAUAAACAGGCGCAAAAAUCAAACUUUCUAUGGGACGAUAGACAUUCGCGCCUACAUUUUUUAAAUUUGCCGCUGUUUUUAGUGACGGAAAGGACUAGACAGGCUAUAUAUUAAUAUAGAUUAUCUGAAUAAAAGUCCUUGCGUUUGCACGUUACGCUUUUCUAUCAUGUUACAUAGCUUCCCUAUACAAAUACCUACCGUUAAGACAAAUAGGCUUUCCGCGUGCAAUCGCAUCGGCGACGCGGUGCGACGCGACGCGACGCGCCGCGCGCCCGCGACGUUCCGAGCGCGUGUGUAGACGCCCUAAAUAAUUUAAUACGCCGUUUUCUUUCACCGUUUUGGUGAUCGCUUGUAAUUAUUGUAAACUGUAUUAUAAUAAUUAUUAUAAUUAUAAUAAUAAAUCAACUUUUUCA